Molecule: messenger RNA, 1380 nt
Organism: Spirodela intermedia
Lineage: Eukaryota; Viridiplantae; Streptophyta; Magnoliopsida; Alismatales; Araceae
Source: the annotation of a GenBank genome assembly
AUGUCGCUAGUUGGGCUGGUACUAGUACCAUGGGCUUCGCCGUCGGCGGAGCGCCGCCUGACUAGUUGCGCCGCUCCGGCAAUCGCCGGCGGCGGAGGCCGUGGCGGCGUCGGGAGGAAGCACGUCGAGCGCCUCCUCUCGUCCCUCCAUUCCAUCCCGGGCGACGAGGACUCGCCGGCGGCGGUGGACCGCCUGGUGCGCAAGUUCCUACUCUCGUGCUCCAAGCCCGCCGCCGUCGGCGCCCUCUCCUUUCUCCUAUCCGAUGUUUCCUCCUCUUUCUCACAGCGCGUUGCGCUGUCCAUGUACAGGAGAAUCACCGGGGCCUCGUGGUUUAGAUGGAACGCCAAGAUCGCCGCGAGCGUUGUUCCACUGCUGGAUGCGAUGGGCCUCUACGCCGAGGCAGAAGGCCUGAUGUGCGAGGCUGAUUCGAGACUGAAAGUCCGGGAACUUGUCGUCUUUUACUGUGAUCUGAUCGAGGCGUACGCCAAGCGUGGAAUGAGGGAGAAGGUGUUCGAGGUCCGCGCGCGUCUUCUCGUACGCGGGAUACCCGCGGGGAAGGGGGCGUAUGAAUCUACGGUAAAGGCACUGUGCCUUCUAGGUUUUCCGGGCGAAGCGGAGGUGAUUCUGAGAGAUAUGGAGGCUUCAGGAUUGCGGGCGUCGCCUUUCGACUACAGAUUGAUCGUGCAGUCCUAUGGAAGGUUGGGGAUGCUAUCUGAGAUGAGAAGGGUUGUGGGGUUUAUGCUUGACUCUGGACUCUCAGUCGAUACAAUUUGUGCAAAUAUGAUUCUUUCGUGCUACGGAGAUGGCGGGCAGCUGACGGAGAUGGUCACGUGGCUCAGGCAGAUGAGAGAUUCUAACGUCCCGUUUUCUAUCCGCACCUGCAAUUCAGUCCUGAAUUCAUGUCCGGGACUCUCCUCGAUGCUUCGAGACCAUCAAACGCGUCCUCUCACCCUCAAGAAACUGAUGGAGAUGCUCGAGGAGGAAGGCUGCGGCAAUGAAGAAACAUCACUGGUUCAGGAAUUGGUGAGUUCAAAUGUGCUGUUGCAGACAUUGGAUUGGUCUCCUUCAGAAGGGAAGCUCGAUCUUCAUGGCUAUCACUUGUGUUCGGCUUUCCUGGCCGUUUUGCUGUGGAUUGAGGAGCUGAAGGCUAGACUUCUUGACAGAGGAGCGGAAGGGAAAGUCAUCCCUCGGCAAAUUUCUAUUAUCUGUGGAUCGGGAAAGCAUAGUAAUACCAUGGGGGAGUCUCCAGUAAAGAGAUUGGUAUCCGUGUCAUUGUUCCACCUGGGGAGUCCUCUGAGAAUAGACAGGAAGAAUGUGGGCAGACUGAUUGCGGGAGGAACAGCAGUGAGAGACUGGUUACUAAAGAUGGAAGGAUCUUAA